Molecule: messenger RNA, 1462 nt
Organism: Hydra vulgaris (swiftwater hydra)
Lineage: Eukaryota; Metazoa; Cnidaria; Hydrozoa; Anthoathecata; Hydridae
Source: RefSeq, a predicted model, not a curated record
AUAAUUGUUGAAUUUAGGAAAAUAAUAAAACAAAAGCAAAAUGUUUAAAAAAUGGAAUCAAAUUGUUAAAACAAUUAAUUUCAAAAAAUCUAUUUCAGUAUUUCACCCUAAUCUUAAAAAAAGCAAUAAAGAUAUCUUAAAUGCUUCAAAGAAUGAUUUUAGGCUUAAAAAGGAGAGUCCAUUUAUUUACAAUGCUUUGGAAACUUCAACUGAUGAGAAAUCAUUGAAUGUUAAACUUGCAUACCAGCAUACAAAUAAUUUAUCAGAAGUUAACGAAAAAGAACGUGUUUACAUAAUACAACCAAACUUUAAAUGGGGUAAACACAGACAUUUAACAAAACUAUGUGAAAGUCGACUUGAAGAAGCUGAGGCACUUAUAAAUAGCAUUGAACAUUGGAAGGUAAAUUCCACUCGUAUUGAAUCUAUACAUGAAGAUAAUCCAAAACUGUUUUUUGGUUCAGGGAAAUUAAAUGAGAUAUCUGACCAUGUUAAAAAGCUUGUUGAAUCUGGAGAAAUUACAGCAGUGUUCAUUAACACUGGAAAACUUACAUCCCAACAAAUUAAAGAACUUCAAUCAGCAUUGGGUUGCAAAAUAUUUGAUAGAUAUCGUGUUGUUUUGGAUUUGUUUAAAAAACGUGCAGGCACAAAAGAAGCACAAUUGCAAGUUAAGCUGGCAGAGAUCCAGUAUUUAAGAUCACAUCUUACAUCAGAUGAAGCAAAUUAUGAUCAGCAAAGAGGCGGUGGAAUGAUGAUGUCUGGAGCUGGUGAAACAGUUAUUGACAUUAAACGCAGGAAAGACUACACUAGCAAAAUGCUUAUCUCAUGAUAUUUCUCUAACUCCAGAAGACAAACUUUUUGCAACAUUAGAUUCUACUGCUCAUAAAGGAAAACUUCCAUGUGGUUUGAGCAUUAUUUAUAUGGAUACUGUAGGGUUUAUAUCUGAUUUGCCUCAUGAACUUGUUGAGUCAUUUUCUACAACAUUAGAUGACCUCAAAACAGCUGAUUUGCUUUUGCAUGUAUGUGACUGUUCUCAUCCUGAAUUUGAACUUCAAAUAGAAACAGUUUCUAAUGUACUAAUGAAGUUAAAUUUGCCAGAAAAUUUAUUAUCAAACAUGGUUAAUGUUUUCAAUAAAGUUGAUUUAAGCAAUGCUUUACAACUACAAGACAGCAAAGAUGCUCAUUUUGUAUCUGCCAAACAUGGCGAUGGUAUAGAUAACUUGAGAUUGACUGUUGAAAAAAAAAUUUUAAGUUUAACAAAAAGAAGCGUGGUCAACAUUCGUAUUGAUCAAACAGGAAAUGAAUUGAGCUGGCUUUAUCACAAUGCAACAGUAGUAAAGGCUGUUUCUAACGAAGAUGGUACAUUAGAUGUUGUAACGAUCCUUGAUAGCGCCACUAAAAACAAAUUUGAAAAACACUUUAAAAAAUGUUUACUAUAAGAAAAAAAUAAAUAUUCUCUAGCGUA